Olea europaea var. sylvestris is the source of this 1655-nucleotide messenger RNA. Its product is annotated as E3 ubiquitin-protein ligase RMA1H1-like. NCBI's taxonomy places the organism in Eukaryota, Viridiplantae, Streptophyta, Magnoliopsida, Lamiales, Oleaceae. Gene Ontology annotation, molecular function: metal ion binding; ubiquitin protein ligase activity; ubiquitin-like protein conjugating enzyme binding. The transcript has 2 exons. The record is from RefSeq and is a predicted model, not a curated record. Gene Ontology annotation, cellular component: endoplasmic reticulum. The coding region runs from base 709 to 1527 and encodes 272 amino acids. Gene Ontology annotation, biological process: ubiquitin-dependent protein catabolic process.
UAAUGACAUUUUUUUUAAUUUGUAUGAAAAUAGAAGCACAUAUAUAUCUUUGAGGGACAAAUUGUGCAUUCUCGAAGAAAGUAUUAUGCUUGAAAUAUGCUGCUGUGCCAGGGCUUUUUUGUCCACCCUUUUGAUAAAUUCUCACAUGGGUGUGGGAUCGGGUGGGACUCGAGGUGAAUUUAAAAUGCAAGAAAAGGCCCCACCAACCUCCAAAUGUGAGAAUAGGUCAGGGAGGGUGUCAGCAGCAUGGUUCAUUAUGCUUUGCCCAUUUGGUAGUUUGUUUGGUUUCAAAAAGUAAAGGUGGUUGGAUGGGAGCCACAGUUGAAGUAUUGGCUAAAAUUCUGCAACAAUUAUUGAAUUAUAAAAUCAAAACACUUCUCACCAACCUUAAUAAUUGUUUGUUUUCUUUUCUUUUCCUAUAAAAAAGAAUGUAAGGAACAACGUUAAUUUAGUAGUCAUAAGAGGAAAGAGGAGUUACGAAUAUGGGUUUUCGUUGCUCAUUUGAUCAUCUACUUUUUCUAAUCCACCAUCUCUACAUGCUACACUUGUGACAUUGAUUCCUUUGAUCCUAUAUAUUAUGAAUCAAGUUAUUUGUACAGAAAUAAUUUUACAUAUUUGUUGACAUAUGUUAAGGUAACAUGCAUUUUGGCCUUUGAUUUGAAUCUGUCAUCCUUUCUGUCGACUGGAAUGUACAAAUAGCAAGGUCCUAUGGUGUCGGCAGAGUUUAACGAACAGAUAGAUAUUCAGACAACGAGAUCUAAUCAAGUCAAAGUUCAAUCGGACAAUAUGGCUGCGGAUCAUUAUCUCCAAAGUGAUUUCAUUGAAGAUGAAGCUUCCUUGGAGAAGUGGAAAUCCUUAUCCUCGAGAGUUGACGAGUCUGAAGCAAAUCCAUCUGGUGGCUUUGAGUGUAACAUCUGCCUGGACGCCGUACAAGAUCCAGUAGUCACAAUCUGCGGGCACCUGUACUGUUGGUCCUGUAUUUACCGAUGGAUUAAUCGCCGCAACAAUGACUCCCCAGAAAACCCAGAUCAGCAGCAGCCACAAUGUCCUGUCUGCAAGUCUGAGUUGUCAGAGAAGACCUUAAUCCCACUCUAUGGACGUGGACGAACUACGAGCUCCUCGGCUUCAGAUUUAGGCAUUCUCGUACCACGAAGGCCUCCUAGUCCUCGAUGUGGGUUUAACAUGCUGAUACCAAAUAUAACCACGGGUAAUUCACUUCCAGCUCAACGUCGACAACAAAGUUAUGUCGAUCCCUCUCGACCGUUUCACCCUUCCUCACCCAUGAUUGGCAUUGGCAGGAUGACACCGACGGUUAUCGAUCCUGUGGUCGGUAUGUUCGGGGAAAUGGCUUACUCAAGGAUAUUUGGAAAUUGGGACACAACUCCGCAUACAUAUCCAAACUCUUAUCAUUUAGCUGGUAGUAGUAGUCCUAGAGUAAGAAGGCAUAUAUUGCGAACUGAUAAAUCACUCAGCAGAGUUUGCUUCUUCCUAUUUUGUUGUGUAAUGUUAUGUUUAGUCUUGUUUUGAACAAUUGUUUGUCUCCUGUUUUCUAAAUCCAUGUAAGUGUGAAGACUUCCCUGUACUAGUAUGAGACUACAAAUACAAAAAUCAAGUCGAUGUAAUAAAUGAUAAGAGAUUUUACAUAUUUUAAUCAA